Dalotia coriaria is the source of this 1542-nucleotide messenger RNA. RefSeq names its product trafficking protein particle complex subunit 13. Lineage: Eukaryota; Metazoa; Arthropoda; Insecta; Coleoptera; Staphylinidae. The transcript has 6 exons. The coding region runs from base 291 to 1487 and encodes 398 amino acids. The record is from RefSeq and is a predicted model, not a curated record. Gene Ontology annotation, cellular component: TRAPPIII protein complex.
ACUCGAUAAACUUACACCGCUUACACCUGCUAACACCAACCCUGUUUUGCAUGGCAGCCGGAGGUGUCAGCAAAUCAACAAAAUAAAUAAAUAGGAACAAAUUUAAACAAUAACACCAGCUUACGCCCAAACAAAUUCCACAAUCAGUGUAAUAUAUCCCAAAACAGUUACGUAUUUAACUAGAGUGCAAUAAGUAGACAUAUCUGCGCAUUCGGUUGAAUGAAUUGAAGGAAAUGAGCUUCCAACUUCAUUAAUGAAAAGCUAUUGAUUAUUUGCAUAAAACAAUCAAAAUGCAAGCCACAGAAGAACAUUUACUUUCUCUUAAAGUGAUGAGAUUAACUCGUCCUACACUCUCUAGCCCCUUACCAAUAACAUGUGAUAGCAAAGAUUUACCUUGCAAUUUGUUAAAUGAAGCACUGCAUAAAGAUGCAACAGCUGUGCAAGGUGCUGAGACACUUUCCAUUGGUCAGUUUCUUCUACUGCCACAAAGUCCAGUCAACAUUUAUUUGGGAGAGACUUUCUCCAGUUUAAUAAGUGUAUAUUCAGAGACACAGCAGCCAGUCAAUAAUGUUACAAUAAAGAUUGACCUGCAAACAAGCUCCCAAAGACUGCCCCUGUCAUCUAAUCCAGUUGCAAAGAACUUAAAAAGUGAUGAAAAUGUUAAUAUUGUUAUUCAUCAUGAAGUCAAAGAAAUUGGUACUCACAUACUGGUAUGUGAAGUUAUGUAUAAUAAUGCAAUGGGAGUGCCUACAUCAUUUAGGAAAUUUUUUAAGAUUCAAGUAUUAAAACCACUUGAUGUCAAGACAAAGUUCUACAAUGCUGAGAAUGAUGAUGUGUACCUAGAGGCACAGGUUAAUAAUAUCACAGCUGGACCAAUAUGUUUAGAGAAAAUAGCAUUAGAUGCAUCCAAUUUAUUUAAAGUUAUAUCAUUAAAUAAUGUACCAAACGGUGAUAGUGUCUUUGGUAAAACUAUCGUUCUUCAGCCGAACACAGUAUGCCAAUUUUUAUACUGUUUAACGCCGGAUGCAAAACUAUCUUCAGAUUUAAAAAUGUUGAGCGGCGCGACUAAUAUUGGAAAACUAGAUAUUGUAUGGCGAUCAAAUCUCGGCGAACGUGGAAGACUACAAACUAGUCAAUUACAAAGAAUGGGACCUGAUUAUGGAGAUGUGCGAUUAUCCGUGUCAGAACUUCCAAACUUUGUAGUGCUGGAGAAAGUUUUUAAGUUUAAAUGUCGUAUUAUUAAUAACUGUGAUCGCACGCUUGAUUUAAUCGUAACUUUCGAUGACACUGAAGGGAUCGCCUGGUCCGGGAUAUCGAGCAAAAACUUGAAGAGCAUUCCAACUCGAUCGUCUUGCGAAAUCGACAUUGAAGCGAUUCCGAUGCUACCUGGCCUACGAUCGAUUGCAGGAAUCAAGCUAGUCGACACGCUGUUGAAACGUACAUAUAGUUAUGAUGACUUAGGUCAAGUAUUCGUAAUUGUUGAUUAAUGUACGAUGAUUUAUCUCUGAAAAAAAUUAUAAUAAAAGUUAUAUAAAUUAUAAA